AAUCGAUAGCUGCUCUUCAAUUGAACUCGUCAACAAAAAUAAAUGGAAAAGUAAAUAAUUAUUGAAAUAUGAGCGUGACACAGGAUAAAAAUGAGGAUCAGGACCGCAUACAGAGACGGGUCAACAAGAUACUGGAAACCCGCCUGGAAUCCGAUAAGGACACUCUCGAUGCUCUUAACGGUCUCUCCAGCUUCUUCAAGGAGAACACACUGCAGAAUCGAAGGAAUCUGCGCAGCCAGAUUGAGCAUCGAUCCGUGGGCAUCAAUGAGAACUUCCUAAAGGCCUUCCGAGAGGUGAAGCUGUCGCUGGAUGCCGUCUGCGCCGAUCUGGAUACCAUGGCCACGUCAGUGCAGACGAUGAAGUCCGACCUGGAGACGUCAAUGCUGAAGGAGAUUCUGUCGGUGGCCACAAUGGUGGAUGGUCGCCAGGCGGACAUCACGAAGAUCGUCAGCUGUGUAAUCGAUCCUCUGCUGCAGUCAGUGCAGGAGAGCGCCGCCCAUCUGCCCACCGUGGACAUGGGCGUUUAUCUGCUGAACUGCCUCUACCACAUGCAGAGCACGCUGGCCGUCUACGAGUACAUGGAUGAGCGCGUGGAGCGGCUGCAGGCCCAGUCGGACGCCCAACUGGACACGCUCACCUCCGAGCAGGCCUCCUCGCUGGUGGCCAAUCUCAAUCUGGGUCCCAUCUACACCAUACUGCAGAGUAAUCAGUCCAAGAUCGAGACAAAUCUGCUCAAAAUCUUCAUGUCCAAGCUGGAUGCCUUUCUGGAGCUGCCGGAUGUGCUGCUGCUGCCGCAGGUGCAGCUAAUCAUGUCCAGCAGCCAUCGUGCCACCGUGCAAAAGCGUGCCUUUAACGUGAUCGUGGCCAUUUACAAGCAGAUCUACGAGCGUGUUCACGAUCCAGCCAAUGGCUUCGAGCAGCCGGAUCAGCUGCUGCACAAGACGCCCGAACAGGUGGCGCACAUUCUAACGGCAUCGUAGGUUUUGUCUGCUGGCACUAGUGUUGGGUAAAGUGGUUCACUUCAGUGAGUGAACUGAGCACAUUCAUCUGCUCACUAGUUCACUUGUUCGUCCUCUAGUUCACUUACGCCUGUGUGCCACCACUGAACAAGACAACAAGUGAACUAGUGAGCUUUAUUUUUUGGUUCACUCACAAAUAUAAGCAACUAAAGAUGGGGAA
Molecule: messenger RNA, 1179 nt
Organism: Drosophila guanche
Lineage: Eukaryota; Metazoa; Arthropoda; Insecta; Diptera; Drosophilidae
Gene: Cog6
Product: conserved oligomeric Golgi complex subunit 6
Exons: 3
Coding region: 69-980 (303 amino acids)
Biological process (GO): intra-Golgi vesicle-mediated transport
Cellular component (GO): COG complex
Source: RefSeq, a predicted model, not a curated record